Messenger RNA from Ziziphus jujuba (common jujube), 996 nucleotides. RefSeq names its product auxin-binding protein ABP19a. Gene Ontology annotation, cellular component: cell wall. Lineage: Eukaryota; Viridiplantae; Streptophyta; Magnoliopsida; Rosales; Rhamnaceae. The transcript has a single exon. Gene Ontology annotation, molecular function: manganese ion binding. The coding region runs from base 49 to 702 and encodes 217 amino acids. The record is from RefSeq and is a predicted model, not a curated record.
UUCCCUCACAUAAAAAACCAACCAAUUCACCUGCUACUACUAAACAAGAUGAUGAAGAAGAUGAUGAUCUCCCCUGUUUCCUUCAUCUUGUCUUUCCUCCUGAUCAUUUUCUUCUCAUCCCAUGCUGCGGCGCAAGACUUCUGGCCAUCAGACUAUUCGGCUCCUCAAGGCCCUGCAGGUUAUUCUUCUAAGAAGUCUGGAAAUAUUACAGUAGAUGAUUUUGUAUUCUCUGGCCUAGGCGUUGCUGGUAAUACCUCCAAUGUUUUCAAGGCUGCUGUGACCCCUGCAUUUGUACAGCAAUUCCCAGGAGUGAAUGGGCUUGGAGUUUCUCUGGUUCGUGCAGAUAUAGCCCCAGGUGGUGUUAUCCCAUUGCAUGCCCAUCCAAGGGCUACAGAAAUCAUACUUCUUGUGGAAGGAACAGUAGUUGCUGGGUUCAUCUCCACAGCCAAUGAUCCCUAUAUAAAAACUCUUAAAAAGGGCGACAUUAUGGUUUUCCCUAAAGGGCUAUUGCAUUUCAUUGUGAAUUCAGCUCCCUCCAACGCCUUGAUAUUUGCUAGUUUUAGUAGCGACAACCCGGGUGCUCAGAUUCUGGACAAUGCUUUGUUUGCAAAGAAUUUUCCUAGUGAGUUAAUAGCUGCCUCUACUCUACUUGAUGUUGCUGAGGUUAAAAGGCUUAAGGGUGUUUUCGGUGGCUCUGGCUAAUUGAUAACCAUGUCCAGAAAAAUAUUUUCAAUAAGGAGAGACUGUUUCUUUCUUGCCCUCUUAUAACAUAGGUUUCUUAUUUUGUCAUACGUAGUUGAGCUUACCUAGUAAGCAUCGGAUUUCUUGUCAGUGAUUGAAAACAUGAAUAAAAGCCACUAAACGUUAUUGUACUCUCUGAUAUGCGGUUGGCUACGUACUUUUUUAUUUUUUUUAUUCUUGCUUAAAUGGGGAAGAUAUGUAAUCAAUCAUGUAUAAAUGUUAUGACAAAUAUCAAUAAACAUAUUUUGAUGAUCA